AUGCCUUGCAACAAUUAUUUAUUCAAGCUUUUGCUGAUCGGAGAUUUAGUAGUUGGCAAAUCAUGUCUUCUGCUCAGAUUUGAUGAUAACUCAUAUCUUGACAGUUAUAUAAGCACAAUCGGUGUCGAAUUUAAAAUUCGUACUGUGGAUCAAGAUGGAAAUACAAUUAAGCUUCAAAUUUGGGACACUACUGGACAAGAAAGGUUCAUGACCAUUACUAGCAGCUACUAUUGUGGGCCCAUGACAUUAUCGUAUAUAGUGUAUUAUCUUACUAACCUAGAAAGUUUAAACAAUUUGAAACAAUGGUUGAGUGAAAUUGAUCGUCGUGCAAGUGAAAAUGUAAACAAACUUCUAGUUGGUGACAAAUGUGAUCUUUCUGAAAGUAGAUUUGUUUGCUUUGAUACUGCAAAGCAAACAAAUCUAGAAGGG
This is a messenger RNA of Lactuca sativa (garden lettuce), 429 nucleotides long. NCBI's taxonomy places the organism in Eukaryota, Viridiplantae, Streptophyta, Magnoliopsida, Asterales, Asteraceae. The record is from RefSeq and is a predicted model, not a curated record.